CCGCGGGUCGGAGCAGCCACCGCCGCUGGGGGACCCUGUCGGAAACCGCUGCCGCCGCCGCCGCCUCUUUCACGUCUUCUGGGGCAGGGGCCAGGGCCAGGUUUUGCUCACCUGUAAAUAGACCUUUUUGGAGCUCAAUGGCGUCCUCUACUACAGUGCCUCUAGGAUUUCACUAUGAAACAAAAUAUGUUGUUCUCAGCUAUUUGGGACUCCUCUCUCAGGAGAAGCUGCAAGAGCAAAACCUUUCCUCACCCCAAGGAGUUCAGCCAGAUGAAGCUUCACAACUUCUGGAUCAAGAAAUUUUAUUAAAAAUUAAAAUUGAAAUUGAAAAGGAAUUAAAAUCCCUGGAUAAAGAAAUUUCUGAAGCCUUUCCCAGCACAGGCUUUGACCGUCAUACUUCUCCAGUAUUCAGCCCUGCUAACCCCGAGAGCUCAGUAGAAGACUGCUUGGUUCAUCUUGGAGAAAAAGUGUUACAGGAACUGAAGGAACCUCUGCGGAAAGCUGUGCAAAAGCUCCUUGACCAGCCAGUGACAUAUCAGUCAUACCGGGAAUGUACGUUGGAGACUGAAGUUCAUGCCAGCGGCUGGAAUAAGAUUUUGGUGCCCCUGGUUUUGCUACAGCAAAUGCUUUUGGAGUUGGCAAGACGUGGUCAAGAACCUUUGAGUGCAUUGCUGCAGUUUGGUGUGACAUAUUUGGAGGAUUGUGCAGCAGAAUACAUCAUUCAGCAAGGUGGCUGGGGUACUGUGUUUAAUCUUGAACCAGAGGAAGAAUACCCUGGUAUCAUUGUAGAAGACAGCAAUGACAUUUAUAUUCUUCCCAGUGACAACUCUGGACAAAUCAGCCCUCCAGAGUCUCCAACUGUGACCACAUCUUGGCAGUCAGAGAGCUUACCUGUUUCACUCUCGGCAAGUCAGAGUUGGCACACAGAAAACUUACCUGUGUCCCUCGGUCCGGAGUCCUGGCAGCAGAUUGCUAUGGAUCCUGAAGAAGUCAAAAGCUUAGAUAGCAACGGGGCUGGAGAGAAGAGUGAGAAUAACUCUUCCAAUUCUGAUAUUGUGCAUGUGGAGAAAGAAGAAAUCCCCGAGGGGAUGGAAGAGGCUGCUUUGACUUCGGAAGACUUAUUUCCGGAAGCCCCAGCAUCCUUGCUUCCGGAUAUCACUGCCACUUCCUUGCUGGAAACACGGGAACCUGACACAGAAAUCAUUGCAGUGGAGAAAGUCAGCCCUCCUACGUCUUUGUUUGUAGUGCUAGAUGAAGAAGAGUUGAAAGCAGCAACAACGGAACCCAUUGAACUGGAGGCGGGGGGGACAGCCGUACUGAAACGCACGAAAACGGGGCUGAGUGGCGAGGUAACUCUAGUAGAAAAAAGUUCUGGGGCAGGGCCCUCCCCAGCUGGGGAAGAGAAAGUCAUCCCGCUCUCUGAGGGGAAGUCUGUGCUGCUGUUUGGAGGGGCUGCUGCCGUUGCCUUCUUAGCAAUGGCAGUGGGGGUCGCACUGGCUCUGAGAAAGAAAUAGAUUCUUCAGAAGAGAGAAGACAAGGAUGCAGGGUUUUGGUGGUACUGCCUGAGUGUGAACUGCCAGCAGCUCAUUGAACAUUUGUGGAACUCCGGUAAUUGGAGACUGCACUAACCAAGAUGUGGCUUGAUCACCGUUAAGGACUGAGAAGGAAGGUGUUCACCUUUGUCUGAUGUCGGUUUCAAGGGCCAUGGCUCAUACUCGAUUUAGAAUCUUAUGAGUAAAGUGUUCCCUCUAGGCCAGGGCUUUUCAGCCCUGGCAUUAAUGGCAUCUUGGCAGUUUAAGAAACGGGUCUGUGCACUGAAGGACAUUUAGCAACACCCCUGGCCUCUACCCACAGAAUACCAGUAGCACCAUCCCCCCCCAAAUUGUGACAGCCAGAAAUGUCUCCUAACAUUGCCAAACAUCCCCUGAGGAUAAAAUUGUUCCCUGUGGAGCACCGUAGCUUGAGAGGGUUGGGGUUUAACUUAGAAGAAUCUGGGAUAGAAGUUCCUAGGCAAGAGGGCUCGGCACUAAUGACCCGCCCCGGGGAUGUCUUUCCUGACGAACAAACAUGCUGUUCUGUAGCUGGGCUUCGGGCUCUUCCUUUCUUCCUCAUCGUUGGUCCUGUAGUGUGAGGGUGCUCUCCCUUCUGUCUCAGCUCUCUCAGGUUACCACCGUACUCUCCUCUGCACCCCAGGUUCCCUCUAAGACCCCACCCCACCCCUCCCUGAGAGGUGCUUGCACCUUUCAGAUCCCUGGCAGAUCUCCUACUCCCUCCUUGUAAAGAGGCUGCCUUUAGUAAUCUUUCAAAUACAAGAGACCCAGGCCUCCCUCCCUGUGAGAGAACAGCCUGGUGACUAGCUAAAGAAGAGAUUUGUCUCGAAGCGCAGUGGCUUGGAUGGCCAAUUGAGGUCUGUUCCAGACCAAUCGAAGCCUCUUGUUCUGUGACCACACAACUGAGAUUUCAGUGAUUCCCCCCCCCCCCGCCCCCCCAGCAUUUCUGUUGGUGGAGGGUCACUGUAUGUAUCCUGUGCUGGGGUAAAACUGUCUGGUCUGUCUUGUUCACUGGUCAGCCAACUCCUCUGUGAUCUCUUGCCAUGUAGCAAGAAUUUUCAUACUUUGGCUUAUAAAUCAGUUGAAUCACAGUUCAGAUAUAGAAAGACACCUAAAUAUUGAAGUAAAAAAAAAUAGGAAAUUCAAGAAAUUCAAGCACUUUGAGUUUCUGUAGGCUAUGUUCAAGAUUCUAGUUUGGCUGAGAAUGAAGUUCCAGAAAGAGUUCCAGAAUGGAGCCUUCUUUUCCUAAUUCUUGUUCAAUCAAUGUGAGCUACGAAAAUCAGCAUGAUUUUCCAUCCUCUGGAAGAUCCCAUGCCUGUAGGCAAUGGGACUGUGUCCUUUCAUGCCUGAGUGCCUGAGGAUGAGUCAUUUAUGCAGGACACACAAUUCAGGUCAUAUUUAUCUAUUUUUUUUGCUUUUUGGGUCACACCUGGCGAUGCUCAGGGGACCAUAUGGGAUGCUGGGAAUCGAACCCGGGUCGGCCGCGUGCAAGGCAAAUGCCCUUCCUGCUGUGCUAUCACUCCAGCUCCUCAUAUUUAUCUUAGUUAAAUACAACAAAUUACAUUUUCGAUCCUGAAAUUUGUAAUAAACUUACCUACCCAGGUCACCAAAAUUUGAUAUUUUAACUGUGCUUUCUUUUUCUAACUAAUUUUUAAAAAUUAAAUCUUUUAGAAGCUGAAGAUAGUAGAGUGGGUACGGUGCUUGCUUUGCAUGCCACACAGCCAGGUUUGAUGCCAGCCCCUUACCUGCUCCCCUGAGCCCACCACGAGUGGGCAUUGAGCGCAGUGCCAGCAGUGAGCCCUAAGUACAGCUGGGAGUGACGCCCCCCACUCCACCCAAUUUUUUUUAGGCCAGAGAGUUUAGGAGCCGUUGUGCUUGCCUUUCAUAUGGUUGACCCUGGUUCAAUCCCCAGUAUCACAUGGUCCCUUGAGCACUACAGGGAGCAGUGUUCAAUCACAGAGCCAAGAGUAGCCUCUGCCCACCACUGGGUGUUGUCCAAACUACCCACGCCCCCACCAAAAAAAUUCUCCCUACAGCAGUUCUAUCUCAAGAAAACAUCUGUGUGUCAAGAAUGUAGCUCAGUGGCAGAGCACAAACUUUACACGUGUGAGGCACUCUGGAUUUGACCUUGGCACCAAAAUCAAAGUUCUUUAUUUUUGAGGUUUUAGUGUCCCAUUUAGAGCAUGCUGGGGUUUUUUGUUGGUUGGUUGGUUGGUUUGGUUUGGUUUGUUUUUUUGGGCCACAUAUGCUACUCAGGGCUUACUCCUGGCUCUGUGCUCAGGUAUUACUUAUGGAGGGCUUGGGGGAUCAUAUGGGGGGCUAGGGAUCGAACCCAAGUUUGCUGUAAGGCAAGCACCUUACCCAUCGAACUAUUGCUCCGGCCCUGGCCAUACUCUCUUCAACGGUUUCCGUACUCCCUGAUUAAUGCAGUAAGAGGUGAGGAGAUGGAGUAAAGAUUUCUUUUCCUCUUGGGGCUCCGGUAAUUGUAUUACUCUGCUACAUUUAUAUUUUCAUAGUGUAAAACAAACUGGUGGGUUAUCUAAAUUCUACGCUUUUUAUAGUAAAAUAAUUUUCUUUCAGCAUAUCACAUUUUUAACUCUAGAUCCAGACUCAUUGGCUGAACACAUUUAAGUAGAACUAGAAACAUGGUUCAUUUCUGAGCUGCUACAUGAGGCUUAGGGCAGAGGUAUUCGGGUCUGUGUCUCCGUGAAGGACGUGUGGGGUGAUGCUGUCACAUGCUCAUUUAUUUUCCUCCUAGUUGGACAUUCAUCCAGAGUGAUUUUGGCCAGUUAUAUUUUGCUGGAUAAUGGCAAAUUCUUUUUUCCAUUUAUUUUUUCUAGGGUGAAUCUGGUCGUUCCUGAGUAUUAGGAUAUGUCGGUGUUCCCAUUCUUUUUUCCUCAUUCUCUCUCUGGCAAUAGAAUGGAGUCAGCCUAUUAAGGACAGGUUUUUUGUUUGUUUGGGGAUCACACAGGUUACAGUCUGGAUCACUCCUUGUGGGCUAUGUGGCACCAUGUGGGGUUCAUGGGGGCGUCAAACCUGGGUCGGACCCAUGGAAGGCAAAUGCCCUACCCUCUGUACUCUAGCUCUGGCCCCAUUGCGGACAGUUUCUUAACAGCAGUGCCUGUUUUUCCACACACGUGCGCACACUCAACUGUUUCACCUCCUAUCUCUCAUACACACACACCACUUAAUGCAUCCCUCUCCUUUUUGGUGGGAGCUAGAAGCCAUUCUUUCUAGUCCUUUCCCCAUCAAAAUUGAUGGUGAAGGGAAAAUUUAGAAUUACUCAAAUGAAGAAUUACAAAUAUCUUCCAAGCCUGGAGUGAUGCUGUAGGGAGGUACUUGCCUUAGAUGUAGGUGAGUUCAAUCCCUGGUUCCCUAACCCCACCAGGUGUGGCCAAAAAAAAAAAAAGAAAGAAAAAACCUCCAAAACAAAAUAUUAUUCGCUUUUUUAACCUCUUCAGUAAAAAUUCUAAGUCCUUCUAAAACUCUUCUUAAUGCACCAUUAAAUGUAAUUUAUUUUAAUCAUGGGGGGGCAGUAAAGGGCUUAAAAAUAUAUAAUCAAAUAAAGUUUUUUCCCAUUCAAAUGAAAUAGCACUGUACCCUACAAAAACCUGUCCUUGUGCCUUAAGGGGACUCUCAAUAAUAAUUGCCCUCCAGAGAGCUUUCUAGGGAAAGGAAACUACUGAGUAGUUCACAGACUCACCACCCAAAGCAUCCUUGAUGUAUCUUCUCGCCUGGUUCUGUCCUGUCUUGUCUAUCAGAACAUGUUUGAUGAGACACACCUGGUUGUUUUCAAGGGUUGCUCCCGCCGGGGCUUACACCAUGUGCUGAGAUCAGACUGGGCCUUCGAGAUAAGUCCCUUCCUGAAGAAUUUCAUUUCCUAACCUUAUUUUAACACCCUUUAAUAUAAAAAGUAACUUGCCUUUCCUUCUUUCUUGAUAGCAUGUCAUUUGGACAAAGUUACACCCAUAGAAAUAUUCAAUUACUUUAGAAGUUUAAUAGAAAGAAAAGAUAGGUAAUAUUGUUUCUUUCUGUCUUUUUAAAAAUUAUUUUUAAAAAGUUUUUUAGUAUUUGGACCACACCAGCUGUGUUCAGAUGACCACAUGGGGUGCUGGAGAUUGAACCUACCUGCUAUACUCUCCGGCCCCUUUUCUCUCUUUUUAUUUAUUUAUUUUUUUUGUGCACAAAUUUUGCUUUCUAAAAAUUUGAAGUAGCAAGGGCCAGAGAUCUAGGUUAGUCUUGCAUGUGGCUGAGCCUAGUUCAGUUGCCGAAUGGUACCACCAGGGGUCACUCCUGAGCACAACCAGGAGUAGCCCUUGAGCCACAUUGUGUGUGGCCCAAAGACCUAAAAAAUGAUUUUGAAGUGACAUAAUCAUGAGGACUAGUUCAUCGAGAGGACUUUCUGAUCAUUUAUAGCAAGAACAAUUGGCCUCUGAGAAUAUUCCCUCACAGGCGUUAUUUUACUUAGUAACACACUUGAUGCCAGAUGUUUCCUAUUGGAAAUGUUUUCUGUUUCCAGCUGUGACAAGUUUAAAACUGUAAAAUGUUUCCUAUUUCCACUGAGUUGCUCAGACUGUGACAAGGGUGUAGUUUUUCCACACAAGAAUCUUUUUCCUUAAAAAAAAAGAUAACUAAUUUUUAGCAUAUGUAUGAGCACUUCUCUAGCUGUUUCCCUUUCACAGUUCUACUGGGUAAUUAUCCCCUUUUUACAGAUUGAGGACAUCUUUUUAAAGUCUCCUCGUUUACGAGAUGCAAGGCAAUGGUUUAAAUUUUUCUGGCUUCCAAACCGAAUGCAAUUGUAGUGCAUGUUCCAGUUCUUACCUCUUUUGUGACCCUGCAAAGCAGUAUUAAUAGCCUGUCUGCAAAUGGUUGUGCCAGCUGAACACUGCACAGGGCAACAAGUGCUCUCUAAACCAAGUGUCCUGAAAGGAGAGGAGCCUUUCUCUGCUUCCUACCUACAGAAGAGUCUGAAUAUUGAGCAUGAACUUAGAACGAUUUUUCCUCACUUCUAAUUAUAUGGACGGGGAUGUUUUCCCUUUUCAAAAAAAAAUUUAGGCACUGCGGUUAACAAAACUGUUGAUAGGGUUCGGGGUGUUUUCCCUUGAAAUACCGAAUGAAAUGCCUUAUAUUGAAUUAGUAAUGGUGGUGUAGAUCACACAUUUGCUUUCUUGUUUAGAUACAUACUUCUCUUGUAAGUAAGGGGAAGGCAGUCUAACGAAGGAAUAAUCAAUGAAUUUUCCCUUUUCCUUUUCGUCCGUCCUUGCCUCUCAACACUCAGAAGUCACAGUCUCAAGUAGUAUUGAGCAGGAGUGAGCCACUGGCAAAGCUUGCUCAAAAUUCUGCAGGUGAUUUCCCAGUGAAAAACUAUCCGCUCCACUCCACUGUUCACUGGAGAACGUCAAACUAAGUCUUGACCACACACUACUUCUGAGAGUCAGUCAACUGUUCUUGCUUACCUCGUUUUCAUUGCUUCACCGAAAAUCUAAUUGUUUCUACUAAAAUACUAAUAAAUCCCUUCCCUUUCCUUCCACCUCUCCCUGAAAUGUCAUGCGUUGAAACCACAGGGAUCCUCCCAUUUAUGUUUACACUUCAAGAGCCCUUGCCAGGCAGCAGCUUGGUCGAAGCUCAGGUUGGAGUUGUUCUCAGGGAUACUUGCAAGGCCUUGUAUAAGCAGCAGCUGGCGCGACGGAUUCCUGCCCUCUCUCCUAAGGGGAAUUUGAUAUCGCUCACUUCUGUGAGUGUUCUUUGCACCACUAGAAGUCACUGGUUCAUUAGUGUGCUGUUUAGAAAAGUUUUGACAUUCUGGAAGUACCAGUUGCUCUCUUCCCUAGGAAUAAAAGAAAGACCCCGAAGUGUAAGCUUCCCCAUCAGAGGCUGGAUAACGGUUGCUCCUGAUGAUUCCUAGCAAGGGAAUAGCAACGUAUAGCUCAGACUUUGGCCAGGACCAAAGGAAAAGAUAGAGUUCGUUUUUUCCUUAGAACUUAUGUUAUCAGAGUCUUCCACUUUCCUCUUCCGAUUAAAAGUGCCUCUUGCUUAUUUAUCCCUUGUCUGAGUUUCAAUUUAUGAUUGGUUCUGAUGCCUCAAAAUGACUGGAAUUAAACAUGCUUACAAUUAAGUCAACAUAAACAUUUCUCUUAAGUAUCUCAUUUACCUUAAAAAAAAAAAAAAGAAACCCCAGUGGCUCUUCUU
Molecule: messenger RNA, 7739 nt
Organism: Sorex fumeus (smoky shrew)
Lineage: Eukaryota; Metazoa; Chordata; Mammalia; Eulipotyphla; Soricidae
Gene: BCL2L13
Product: BCL2 like 13
Exons: 7
Coding region: 138-1514 (458 amino acids)
Biological process (GO): apoptotic process; regulation of apoptotic process
Cellular component (GO): mitochondrion
Source: RefSeq, a predicted model, not a curated record